GGGAAAAAAUGACGGACGAUAGAAUCCAACACGGGGAAGAAGGUACAAGCAAGAGAAAACUGGAUGAAUUUUCUGCUCUUUACAAUUUGGACAAUGGCUCCAGCGCUCGGAAUCUCUCCGACCCUAAUGGUCCGGAAGGGGCCUUUAAGAAAAUAAAACAUGAACCUGGAACAGGAACCAGCAAUUCCGGAAUAGGCAAUCCCGGAGGUUCGAAUCCAGCUACAUGCCCGACUCCCGCAAGACGGCGUCACCGGACCACAUUUACACAGGAACAACUACAGGAAUUAGAAAAUGCGUUCGCAAAAAGUCACUAUCCCGACAUUUACUGCCGCGAGGAGCUAGCAAGGAUUACCAAACUCAAUGAGGCUAGAAUUCAGGUUUGGUUCCAGAACAGGAGAGCAAAAUACAGAAAACAAGAAAAACAGCUGGCCAAGUCCCUGUCCCCCGUGAUGAACCCGGCCUGCGGAGCCAUGAUGAAAAAUAUUUACCCUACCACGUCACGACCUUACGGGGCAUACCCCACCCCUCCAAUGAACACCAUGUCUCGAUACCCCCAGAUGAACACUAGUUACCCUCCCGUGGCUCAGUUCUCAAGCAUGCCCGGAAUGUCUACUGCUAAUAUGGCGACAAUGCCUAGACAAGUCCAACAGUUUCCAAUGACAACAGAUUAUAAUUUGGAUGCCCAUGAAGACGAUUGGUACAACAAGAGCCUAACAGCCUUACGAAUGAAUAACACACAUCACGGUCUAUCUAAUCCAGUGUUACAAUACCAAGCAUGAUAGGAACGCACCUGUUCUACUGACGAUCUCGCUAUAGUGUAACAAUGCUGAAGACAUGAAACACCCAUAACGAUAUUAAUCUGAUAUUUAGUGCUGAAUGAAAAUGAAUGUGUGUUAUAUUUAAUGGAACUGAAUUUUUUAAAAGUUCAGUUCAAAUGACAAAUAGGAAUCAAUUAUAUAUGAUUAUUUUCAGAUUGCUUUCCCCCGUUUGAUUAUGAUAGAUAGAAGACAUAUCAGAGACAUGUUAUAUACGUCUCUGGAAAUAUUCUUGCGCGGGGUGUGAAAUGGCAUGACUCGGUCAUGACGUGGUGCAUGUUGGGAUAUCUGUUGUGUUUUAUGGCUGUAAGACGAUAUUUUUUAGAAAUUUAUUACGCUUUGGGCAUCUUUGUAUCAUAUACAUUGUAAGUAUCAAAAUUUCUGAAAGAAAUGUACAUAUACAUUUUGAAAAUAAACUUAAAAUCAUGUACUGGUUAUUUACACAGAGUUGUGAUAAAAUCUAUUAUGCUAUCAAACAUUCCCUUAAAAAAUAUUUUGGAUAUUUUUACUGAAAUAUUGGACAUACACUCAUGUUUAAUUCAAUUUUAUUUACAAACUAUUAAGAGUACAUGUAUAAUAAAAGCGUAAAACAUA
Ostrea edulis (European flat oyster) is the source of this 1409-nucleotide messenger RNA. Its product is annotated as homeobox protein unc-42-like. The coding region runs from base 9 to 779 and encodes 256 amino acids. NCBI's taxonomy places the organism in Eukaryota, Metazoa, Mollusca, Bivalvia, Ostreida, Ostreidae. The record is from RefSeq and is a predicted model, not a curated record. Gene Ontology annotation, biological process: regulation of transcription by RNA polymerase II. The transcript is spliced from 4 exons. Gene Ontology annotation, molecular function: RNA polymerase II transcription regulatory region sequence-specific DNA binding; DNA-binding transcription factor activity, RNA polymerase II-specific.